CAGUCUACUAGGUGGUAGGAAAAGAGUGAAUGAGUGAGUGUACGGGGUGGUGUUUGUGUGUGUGUUUACUUUUUCAAACAGUACUCUUUCUUUCUUCCCCCAUUGGCAGCAGCUGCACCAGUUGGUAAACCCCAACUGCAUGCAUUUUCUUCAUUCAAAUCUCGCUGAUUCCACCAAUCUUGGAAUCUUGAGAUGGGGUUUGAGCUGAGGUUGUAGUUUUUAGGGUAGGUGAUCAGAGAGUCUAAUUAGCACUGUAGAAUCAAAAACAUUGAUUAGUGGGUUUUUUCUUCUUACUUGUUAGUAGUCCCGAGUUUUUAUUCUAGAUUAGUGUUUGUAAAUAUAGGCAAUCAAAAGGAAUUUAGAUGUAUAGAUUGAUUUAUAGUUUGAGAAUCGGAUUCGAUAGUUAAAGAAGAUUAAAACUUUGUUUAGUUUUAUAGUUUGAGAGCUGAAAAAUGUUGGAGCCUGUGAUGUGUUCUUCUCGGGUAUUCUCGCCUUUGAGGGAGGAAAGUGGUGAUGAAGAGCUUUCUGUUCUUCCUAGGCAUACCAAAGUUAUUGUGACAGGAAAUAACAGAACAAAGUCUGUUUUGGUGGGUCUGCAAGGAGUUGUCAAGAAGGCUGUUGGACUCGGUGGUUGGCAUUGGCUGGUUCUGAAGAACGGGGUUGAGGUGAAACUGCAAAGGAAUGCGUUGAGUGUUCUUGAGCACCCCACUGGGAAUGAAGUAGACGAAGAUUUUGACUUUGAUAGUAGCAGCAGCACUGACAUUGGUGAAAGGGAAAAUGAUUACCCCACUGGUAUGGAGUUCAGCAAGGUGACCAAGCCAAGGGUUCGCUACUCAAGAUCUUGGGCUCCAAUGAAGUCAAUUAACAGAAGUUGUUAUAAAGAAGUUCGAUCUAAUAUUCUUAUACACCACCCAAAAGUGAACUUGUCAAAGCUAGGAACCAGCACAUUGUGGAAAUACUGGAGCACCUACAACCUUGGAAGCACGAAUUGUAAUCCUUCAAAGGAGCAGUUGCUUGAUGCUGUUCAGCAGCAUUUUGCUUCACAGCAUGUGGAUGAGGUUCAAGGGAUUGUGGAGUUUAUACAUGCGGCCAAGAGACUGAAAUCAGCUGGUGGUAGACGGAGAAAGUGAGCCAAGCGACCACAUAGAUUCAAAUUUGCAAUGGUUAUAUAAUUUCGAAUACAGCACAUAAUAUUACCCCCUAACCUCUUUAGAUCAGUUAGUACUUAGUAGUCAUAGUCCGUUGCUAAGUUUUGAGGGCUACUUGGUUCCUAGCAAUUUGCCCCUCCCCUCCAUAUAUGAUGCUGAUCCCUAACCCCGCUAAUAGUUAAAUUAUGUUAUCCUUGCUCGUCUAGAUACUAAUAUCCGUAGCAAGCAUAAUAUUAUCUACUUGUAAAGUUUAUGGUAAUUAUCUCAAGGAUUCGACUC
Messenger RNA from Daucus carota subsp. sativus, 1427 nucleotides. RefSeq lists its product as uncharacterized. Gene Ontology annotation, cellular component: histone deacetylase complex. Gene Ontology annotation, biological process: regulation of DNA-templated transcription. NCBI's taxonomy places the organism in Eukaryota, Viridiplantae, Streptophyta, Magnoliopsida, Apiales, Apiaceae. The record is from RefSeq and is a predicted model, not a curated record. The coding region runs from base 453 to 1130 and encodes 225 amino acids. Gene Ontology annotation, molecular function: transcription coregulator activity; protein binding. The transcript has 8 exons.